Molecule: messenger RNA, 258 nt
Organism: Penicillium samsonianum
Lineage: Eukaryota; Fungi; Ascomycota; Eurotiomycetes; Eurotiales; Aspergillaceae
Exons: 2
Coding region: 1-258 (85 amino acids)
Source: RefSeq, a predicted model, not a curated record
AUGGGUGCUGUGCUCGUGGAUGUGGGUGUUGUCUUAACCGUAGGAUUGAUCCCACGCGUGGUCUUGGAGUUGGACAUUGUACUUUUGAAUGCGGAUGUUGUCGCAGAGCUCGAGGCUUUGAAGCACCGGAUCACGCGAGUCGCAAUAUGGGGGCUUUUAGGUGAUAGCUAUGACAGCCCGUUUGACAUGAUUGAUGCACCACCAAGCUAUGUUGCAAAUGUCAAGGGCUCGGCAACAAAGAAGGAUAAGACUGGCUGA